Molecule: messenger RNA, 849 nt
Organism: Exophiala bonariae
Lineage: Eukaryota; Fungi; Ascomycota; Eurotiomycetes; Chaetothyriales; Herpotrichiellaceae
Exons: 1
Coding region: 1-849 (282 amino acids)
Biological process (GO): rRNA processing
Cellular component (GO): nucleolus; small-subunit processome
Source: RefSeq, a predicted model, not a curated record
AUGUCUUCCAUGCGCAAUGCAGUCGCACGGCGCCCCCACCGAGAACGUGGUCAAAUCAAGUCUCGUGAGAAAUGGGGUUUGCUGGAAAAACACAAGGACUAUUCCCUGCGUGCCAAAGACUACAAUCUCAAGAAGAAAAAGAUCGCUCAGUUGUCUCAGAAAGUUCGCGACAAAAAUCCAGAUGAGUUCGCCUUUGGUAUGCUCAGUCAGGGGAAGGCUGGGAUGGGCAAGCACAAAGCCGGGACCAAAGCGAACGGGGAACACGGCGGCCCUCUCAGUCAUGAUGCGGUUCAGUUAUUGAAAACUCAAGACGCAAACUACCUAAGGGAUAUUAUGGCACGGGGCAGGAAAGAGAUGGAGGAAUUGAAAGAAGAGGUUGGCAUAAAUGCAGCGACUCUCGGUGGGAAUGGACAGAGCAAGAGGAUAGUCUUUGCAGAGGAAGAUUUAGAAGAACCGCAGAGAAAGAAGCGCAGAUCUGAUGUGGACAUGCUUGAGCCCUCGACGGAUGCACCCACGAUGGUUCACUCUGAGUUGUCCUCUUUCCAAUCUCAAUCUGCCUUCGAGACAGUGGGUGGAGCGGAGGAUGAAUCCAUGGACAUACCCAAACACAGAUCGAAAAAGGCCCUUGCGGCAGAACAAGAUGCGGUUGCUCGUCUACGUAUGGAACGCAAGAAGAGGAAACGUUUACAGGAGGUACGGGUGGCCAAGUUGGAAGCACUGAAGAAGCGACAGCGAGAGAUCAUGGCAGCAGCCGACCAAUUGGACCUUCAACGUGCGAAGAUGGCAAGAACAGUAGGAGGAGUGAAUAAGAACGGGGUCAAGUUCAAGGUUCGAGAAAGGAAGCGGUAG